This is a messenger RNA of Symbiodinium necroappetens, 696 nucleotides long. The record is from the annotation of a GenBank genome assembly. NCBI's taxonomy places the organism in Eukaryota, Dinophyceae, Suessiales, Symbiodiniaceae.
AUGACGCAAGAGUUGCGUGAGUUUUUGAAAACUGCAGUCGCGGGAAAGCUGAAGGCGAAGGAGUUUCCCGGCUUAUGCCUCAGCGAUCAGGUGCUGCAAGAAUACAGUUUGUCUUCGUUCUGCCCAGGUGCUGCCAGGGAGCUGAGCUGUGAUCCUGCCCAGGUGGCAGACUGCAGACUUCAUUGGCACGGCUCCUACAAGGUGCAGUGGGAGUUUACUCCCAUGCCGAGCUCGGGCCAAAGCCUCGAAAGCAUUGCAACCGAGCUCAUGACUUCGAGUGCCAUGCCGUGUUUGUCCUGGCGGCCCUUCAACCAGAAUCAGGCGCAGGCUUUGAGCUUCGUUUUGCAGCAGGUGGAUGGGCUUUGGCGGAUGCUUUUCAAGAGGUCUAACUUGUCCACCACGAAGUAUCUCCUGGAGGUGCGAAACCGCGAGAAAGGCUACCUAGUCUACAAACAUGUCAAGGUCCAAGAUGCUUUUCUCUGCAAGCCCAUCCGGGUUAUCCGUUUCCAGCUCGUGGUGGAAGUCUCCAAUGCCGAGUCGUGCAGGCUUCGAGUUGAGCUGUCCUCCCAAGCCCCGUUCGAGUUUUGCACCGCUGCAGAUCCGCACUGUCGUGUCAUGUGUUUCAACAAUGACCAGAAGGUUGCAUACUUGCACGACUCCGCCGUGGCCAUGGCAAGGGAUCUACACGGAAAAUGA